GGGUUCUGCUUUCUCUCUCCAUGCCUUCUUUCAGGUUUGACCGUAGGUGCUGAGGCUGAGCUUGACGGAGCAUAAAGAUGCUGAAGGGUGUUUGGCUGCUGAGCGUCUUCACAGUGGCUGGGAUCUUGCCGACGGAGAGCCGCAAACCUGCCAAAGACAUUUGCAGUAAGAGCCGGUGCCCUUGCGAGGAGAAAGAGAACGUGCUGAAUAUUAAUUGCGAAAACAAGGGAUUUACAACCGUCAGCCUCCUCCUGCCUCCACCGUCCAAGAUCUAUCAACUCUUCCUCAAUGGAAAUGCCUUCACCCGUCUCUACCCCAACGAAUUUGUCAACUACUCCAACGCCGUGACCCUUCACCUGGGCAAUAACGACAUGCAAGAGAUCCGGACCGGAGCCUUUGUUGGCCUUCGGACUCUUAAGAGGCUACACCUCAACAACAACAAGUUGGAGGUCCUACGGGAGGACACUUUUCUGGGUUUGGAAAGCCUGGAAUAUCUACAGGCUGACUACAACUACAUCAGCUCUAUUGAGGCCGGAGCUUUCAGCAAGCUCAACAAGCUGAAGGUGUUGAUCCUCAACGACAAUCUCCUGUUGUCGCUUCCUAGCAAUGUGUUCCGUUUUGUUCUCCUGACCCACCUGGACCUCCGAGGGAACAGGCUGAAGAUGAUGCCUUUCGCUGGUGUCCUGGAGCACAUUGGUGGCAUCAUGGAGAUCCAGCUGGAGGAGAAUCCAUGGAAUUGUACCUGUGACCUUCUGCCCCUCAAAGCUUGGCUGGACACCAUCACCGUCUUCGUUGGGGAGAUCGUCUGCGAAACCCCUUUCAGGUUGCAUGGGAAAGAUGUCACCCAACUCACAAGACAGGAUCUCUGUCCUCGGAAAAGUGCUGGUGACUCUAACCAGAGAGAGAGGCACCCCUCCCACUCAGACACACAUAUCCAGAGGUAUCCUCCAACAGCUAACUCUGCUGUUGGGGCUACUAAGGCCCCCAAAGCAAGCCGCCCACCUAAAACGAGGAACCGCCCAACACCCCGGGUCACAGUGUCUAAAGACAGGCAAAUUUUCGGACCUAUCAUGGUUUACCAGACAAAGUCCCCUGUGCCACUCACUUGCCCAGCUGGUUGUGUCUGCACUUCCCAAGGUUCGGACAAUGGGUUGAAUGUCAACUGCCAAGAGAAAAAAAUUGGGAACAUCUCUGAUCUCCACCCUCGGCCCACCAGUCCAAAGAAACUUUACCUGACCAGCAAUUAUUUGCAAACUAUCUACAAAACAGAUCUCCUGGAAUACAGCUCCCUGGAUUUGUUGCAUUUGGGGAACAACAGGAUUGCAGUGAUCCAAGAAGGUGCCUUCUGUAAUCUCACCACUUUACGCCGACUUUAUCUCAAUGGCAAUUACCUUGAGAUCCUGUAUCCUUCCAUGUUCGAAGGGCUGAACAACUUGCAGUACCUCUAUUUAGAGUACAAUGUGAUUAAAGAUAUCCUGCCACGCACCUUUAACGCACUGGGAAACCUUCACCUCUUGUUUCUCAACAACAACUUGCUGAGAUCGCUGCCUGAUAAUGUGUUUAGGGGCACCACCCUGACAAGACUCAACUUGCGGAACAAUCAUUUCUCCUACUUGCCUGUCCGAGGGGUCCUUGACCAGCUUUCGGCUCUGAUCCAGAUUGACCUUCAAGAAAACCCUUGGGAUUGCACCUGUGACAUCUUGGGCCUGAGGAACUGGAUCGAACGAGUCACGGAGCAGAACAACCGGCAGUCGGGGGCCCCUGUUGUCAUUAACGAAGUGAUCUGCGAUUCCCCGGCAAAGCACACUGGCGAACAUCUCAAGACCCUGAGCAAGGACGCCAUCUGCCCGGAGAACCCCAACAUGUUAGACUCCUCUUUCUUCUCACCAAACCCAAACACAGAUACACCCCUGGCCUUCAGUAUCUUCCCCAGUUCUUAUCCAGAAAUGCACACUGAAGUCCCUCUCUCUGUCUUAAUUCUGGGCCUGCUGGUGGUGUUCAUUUUGUCCGUCUGUUUCGGGGCUGGCCUCUUUGUCUUCGUCCUGAAACGCCGCAAGGGUAUGCCAAGUGUCCCCAGCAGCACCAACAACCUCGACAUAAGCUCCUUCCAGUUGCAGUAUGGUUGCUACAACAGCGAGGUCCACGACAAAGCGGAAGGACACGUGUAUAAUUACAUCCCGCCUCCGGUGGGCCAGAUGUGCCAGAAUCCCAUCUAUAUGCAGAAGGAAGGUGAUCCGGUGGCUUACUACAGAAAUCUCCAUGAGUAUAGCUAUAGUAACCUUGAACCGAAAAAGGACGAGUCGGCUAGCCUAGCGUUUACAAUCACAGCUGCCGAGAUGCUAGAGAAACAGGCCUUCUCCAGAGAGCCGGAGUUGUUGUAUCAAAACAUUGUGGAAAGGGUGAAGGAGCUGCCGAGUGGAAGCCUUGUCCAUUAUAACUUUUGCACUCUGCCCAAAAGGCAGUUCGCCCCUUCCUACGAGUCGAGGCGUCAAAACCAGGACAGACUAAAUAAAACGGUUUUGUACGGGACUCCGCGGAAAUAUUUUACAGAACAAUCCAAACCUGAGCUUCCUUUACUCCAAGGAAAACUACAGAACGAACCAGACUACCUCGAAGUUCUGGAAAAACAAACUGCCAUUAGCCAGCUGUGAAGGAUUUUGUUUUGUGCUCUUUUUUUCUUUUUUUGAGGGGGGCGCUAACAAGGACAGCCCAGGGAUUCCUUUACUAAGGGAGGAAAGUCUUUCAAAAAAUAACUAACCCAAUUCUGAACUUGGCACACCGACCUGAUGUGUCUCAUUCUCAACUGUUCCCAUGUCCUCAGAUAAUCUUUAUAUAACGCCAGGGCUAUGAUGGGUGCUUUUGUUUUUUUAAAUAGUGAUGCCCCCUUAACUUAUUUCUUGCAUCUCUUUCCCUGACCCACCCCACAGCUCUUCUGAAACUGGAGCUGAUUGAAUGUUUCUACUAGAGAAAUUGUUUCAAUGUUCUUCUUGGGCCUGAGGAACUGGAUAGAACGAAUCACAGAGCAAAAAAACCUUGCAGUCGGUGGGCCCUGUUCUUAUUAAGGAUCUGUGAUUCCUCAGCAAAGCAGGCUGGAGAACAUCUCAAGACCUUGCACAGUAGGGCAAUAGAAGGGUGUUAGAAAAAAGGUUUUCUUCCCUGCUGUCCCACAACAUACACAUGGAUUUGAAAGGUAAAAACCAUGUAUUAAACUGAUGAUAUCCAAAUAUUUUCUAUUUUUCCUUUUCUUCCUCCAUAAGGUAGAACCUACAUCUCUUCCUUCCUUCCUUCCUUCCUUCCUUCCUUCCUUCCUUCCUUCCUUCCUUCCUUCCUUCCUUCCUUCCUUCCUCCUAUUUGUAAAUAAUAUUGCCAGUACAGCUCUUUCAAUUACCGACUACAGCCACUGGGCGUCACCUUCUAUUUUUUUUGUGCUGUUAAAGUGCCUUCGCACUUUAAGUACGUUAUUACUUAAUUGUCACGCUUAGCUUUGAUAAAUCCGAAUCUAUUUUAAUGUAUUGUAUUUUUGAAGGUUUGAAACAAACAUGUAAAUUAGAGCUACCUGUCGGCUGCGUUCCGUCGAAAGGGGGCUGGCUGCCAAAGUGCCAGCUAUCCCAGCCCCUCUUUCUGUGAGUCUAGUUCUGAGACCUUUUUU
Messenger RNA from Pogona vitticeps (central bearded dragon), 3649 nucleotides. Lineage: Eukaryota; Metazoa; Chordata; Lepidosauria; Squamata; Agamidae. The record is from RefSeq and is a predicted model, not a curated record.